This is a messenger RNA of Helobdella robusta, 1196 nucleotides long. RefSeq lists its product as hypothetical. Lineage: Eukaryota; Metazoa; Annelida; Clitellata; Rhynchobdellida; Glossiphoniidae. The record is from RefSeq and is a predicted model, not a curated record. The transcript is spliced from 9 exons. The coding region runs from base 159 to 1196 and encodes 345 amino acids.
GUUAGUUAAGUUCAAUUGCUACAAACGCUGAAUAGAGAAGAGAUGAUUAUUCUUCCUUGUAUCUUCUAAAUUUCAUUAAUAUUUGAUCGCUACCGUGUGGCAUCUUAGUUAACUUUGAUUUGAUUUAAGGGAAGAAAGUUGAAUUAGCGCAUGUCAAAAUGCCUAUUGACGAGGUAGAAGGUGAUGUUGUUCAUAAUAACAACACUGUUCAGGAAACAGAAGCAGACAGGCAAUCGGUUGGGUCGUCAGAUUCUGAGGCCAGUUUAGGCGUGCAACUGUCAAGCAGAUGGAAGUUUUACAAUGUUAUCCUCAUGGGCAUUACAUUUAUGUUCCUCUUCACUGCCUUCAAUACUUGCUCCAUGAUUCAAACGUUAGUUCUUGAAGGAGCCAAUAUUGAAACGAACAACACUUCUGGGAAUGGUUAUACCAGUUUAGCCUUGCUGUACGGGGCAUUUGCAGCCUCGAACUGGGUGGCCCCCUCCUUUGUGGCGGUCUUCAACUCCAAGUGGUCCAUGAUCAUCGGGUCGUCACUCUAUUGCGUUUUCAUCGGGUUUUUCUUGAGACCAAAUCAGAUUUCGUUGUACAUCACGUCCGUCCUUAUAGGAUUCGGAGCUGCAAUUCUAUGGACAGCACAGGGCAAGUUCCUGAUAUCCAACUCAACUCUGGACACCAUGACCAGAAACACCGGAAUAUUCUGGGUUUUGUUUCAGUCAAGCCUGAUCUGGGGCAACAUAUUUGUCAUCUUCAAAUUCACCGGCUUGACGAGUAUCGAUGGUCCAACGAGGACCGUCGUCUUCGCUGGUCUCACCUCAGCUGCCUGCCUAGUUCAAUCCGUGAAGCUGCUCUUCAACAAAGAGAUGUUGUUACUCUCGGUUAUUUUCUUCUAUACUGGCCUUUCAACGUCCUUUUGGUCCUCCGUCUUCAUAACGUCGGUCGGACACAUGAGUUACUUUGAAGAUGACGCCAAGCAGCUGUCCGGCUUAUGUGGACUGACUGCUGGCUUCGGAGAGAUGUGUGGCGGUUUGUUAUUUGGCAUAUUCAGCAAGUCCUUGCGAAUAAAUGCGUCGAACCGAGGUUUCGUGAUGUUCGUCGGGUACGUGCUGCAGAUGGUUGCCCUCUUCGCUGCCUUCCUUACGCUGGCCCCUGAAUCACCCAUCAUGGAGACUGACAACCUGGCCUAUUUCACACCCAAGUAA